This is a messenger RNA of Vespula vulgaris, 2320 nucleotides long. RefSeq names its product Bardet-Biedl syndrome 7 protein homolog. Gene Ontology annotation, biological process: intracellular transport; cilium assembly; intracellular protein localization. NCBI's taxonomy places the organism in Eukaryota, Metazoa, Arthropoda, Insecta, Hymenoptera, Vespidae. Gene Ontology annotation, molecular function: protein binding. The record is from RefSeq and is a predicted model, not a curated record. Gene Ontology annotation, cellular component: axoneme; neuron projection; membrane. The coding region runs from base 226 to 2280 and encodes 684 amino acids. The transcript has 13 exons.
UUAAUCGUCGUCGUGUGCUCAUAAGCUAACGUUCGGUUCUCUUUGAGAAGACGUACUCGUGCUUUAUUGACUGGAAGAAAGAUGGUUGCUGUAUGUGCAUAGGUAUCUGCAGUUUAAAAAUGUGUUACUUCUCGUGGUACAACUAGAAUUUUACCUCCAACAGAUCCUAAACAAACACAAAAAUUUGUUGUUGGUGAUCACGAUGGUAUACUACAAGUUUUUGGAAUGAAGAAAGGAGAAUUACAAGCGUUAUUCAAAUCUCUACCUGGACCAAAAAUUAAUAAAAUGAUUCUUGGAGGUUCUAUGGAAACAGCGAGAGAUAAAAUUUUUGUUGCCUAUGGAAAUUCUGUUAAAGGUUUUACAAAAAAGGGGAAAUUGUUUUUGGAUUUUGAUACAAGUCUGUUAGAUCCUAUUUCUGCUUUAUAUGUGCUUGGUCCAAAUCUAGCAGCUUGUGCUCGUGAUCUUUAUCAUAGAUAUUAUGAUUGUAAAGAUGCAGAUUCAUAUCUAGCCGGAGAGAUAUUACACGACGUCGUACUCUUACCUGGUGACAAUUCUAUGGUAUAUGCUAUUCUUGCUUGUGGGGAUUGUGCAGUACGUGUUUUACAUGGUACUAUGAGACCAACAGUUUUAAGAUUGCCAAGUAUUCCAACGGUGCUUGCUGUAUAUAGGGAAAAAGAAGUGGAAUCAACAGAACGUGUUUUGUUAGGAACUAUUGAUGGUAGAGUUGGUUUACUAAAUCUUCAAGGCAACAAAACAUUAAGAAUUACUUGGUUAAUUAAUUCUAUGGGAUCUGAAGUUACUUCUUUGGACACAUUUGAAUUACAAGAUGGUAUGGAUAUACUUAUUGGACGACAAGAUGGAAUCGUUGAAGUCUUUACAUUUCCAGAUGAAGAUACAUCACCGUGUCUACGUUAUCGUUAUAAUGCUGGUGAAAGUAUUAGCACUGUUAUUGGAGGAAUUAUUGGUGCUAUUGGUUAUCCUGAAGUUCUUGUUACUACUUACUCUGGUCGAAUAUUUGGUCUAACUACUAAACCUCCUGGCCUUUUAGAAGCUGGACAAAGCGAUACUGUUAUAGCAAAAUUGAAACUUGAAAUACACCAAUUGGAAGAAAAACUUGUUGAGGAAAGAGAAACUACUAACUUCACAGCUGAUCCUUUAGCACCUUUAAUAUUAGCUGUGAAACAUAGAAUGGCUUUACAUGAAGAAGAUGCAUCAUAUUCACUUUCAGUAGAAUUGGAUACAUCAAUAGAUAAUAUUCUUAUACAAUCGAACACACCAAUAGUUUUAUUAGAUGUAGAAAAUAAUAGUGCAGUUGUAAGUUUAUCUAUGUGCAAUCCAAAGGAAGGAAACUUUGUACUUGCUACGUAUAGAUGUCAAAUCAACACCAAUCGCCUCGAAAUGAGAUUACGAACGAUUGAAGGCCAACCAGGUACCUUACAAAUUUACGUUACAUCACAGGUGCAGCCAAAAUGUUGUCGUAGAAUAUCAAUACCUAUAUAUGCUUUAUCUUUACAUAAAAGACAACACAUAGACGAUGCAGAUACAUUACCAGAAGGACCUUUCAACGAAUUAAGAUUGAGCGGUAGUUUUACGAUUGCCGAGAUGCAUGCGUGGCUUUCUCUCGUAUUACCUGACGUUCCUGAAAGACCUCACUUAUAUGAAAACGACGCUAUCUUAACCUAUAAAUCUUCUUUUAUCGGAACAAUAUUGAAGUGUAGAUACAAGUUAGUUUUUAAUAGUUUCCAAUUUGUUAUAAAUAUAUCUUUCAUUUUUUCAUUUAAUUACAGAAAAGGAAAUGCGAUAUUUUCGGGAGAAAAUAUAUCAAGUAUUAUAAUACUCAGAGAUAUACUUACAAGGGAAGCGACGAAACGAAAGAUCAAGUUAGAAGUAUUUUGUGAUGUUGCUGUUGGAAGUAUCUCUAGAGUAUUGGAACUUAUACGACCUCAAUUAGAUGCUGUCCAUGAAUUAAUUGAAAAAAUUAAGAUUUUAGAUGUUCUUGAAGAAUUUGAAUUAAAGACAAAUCCAAAAGAAAAUUUGUGUUCACAGUAUCAAGAUUUAAUUGCAAAUGAACAAAAUAUUAGAUCACAAUUGGCAAAGGAUCCUGAAAUUUUAAACAGAUUACAUGGUGUAAUAACAGAUUUAUAUGUUGACUGGGAACGAGCAAAAGGAGCUCGAAGAAUUAACAGUAAAUUUGCAGCAGAAAAAUUAAAUGAUUCACUCGAAUCAAGAGACUUUCUUCAACUUUUACAAAUUUUUACGGGUAACGCUAUUUCCACGUGAGAUAUUUAAGUUGAUAAAAAUAUUGGAUGAUAUAUGUAGG